CGCGGUGUUGGCCCUGAGCCGGCUGGGAGCGCGGCUGGGGACGCGGCUGGUUCAAGCGGCCUCGGAGCGCGGCCGCGGGGGCCAUGUCCCGCCUCAGGGAGGAGAUCCUGGGCGAGGAGAGCGGGGAGGACUGCCAUGUCAUCGACCUGAUGGGGUUCUCCGACGAGAUUCUUCUGCAUAUUCUAAGCUAUGUCCCUAGCACAGACCUCAUCCUGAAUGUCAAGAGAGCCUGCAGGAAGCUUGCAACACUGUGCCUUGACAAGAGUCUAACCCACGCUGUGGUGCUGCAUAAGGACUAUCAGGUGAGCAAGGACAAAGUAAAGCAGCUACUGAAGGAGAUUGGGAAGGAGAUCCUCCAGCUGAACAUGGCUGGUUGUUACUGGCUGCCCAGCUCCACUAUUGACCACGUGCUACGCUGCAAAAACCUGGUGAAACUGAACUUGUCUGGGUGCCACUUGACCUCCCUCCGCCUCUCCAAAAUGCUCUCUGUCCUCCAGAACCUGCGCUCACUGGCGAUUGAUGUGAACCCUGGUUUUGAUGCCAGCCAGCUGAGCAGUGAAUGCAAAGCCACGCUCAGCCGGGUCUUGGAGCUCAAGCAGACCCUGUACACACCUUCAUAUGGUGUGGUCCCCUGCUGCACAAGCCUUGAGAAGCUGCUGCUCUAUUUUGAGAUCCUGGACCGAUCCCGAGAAGGGUUUAUUCUGUCUGGCCAGCUGAUGGUGGGUGAGAGCAACGUCCCCCAUUACCAGAACCUCCGUGUCUUCUACGCUAGGCUGGCCCCUGGCUAUGUCAAUCAAGAGGUGGUGAGACUGUACCUGGCAGUGUUAAGUGACAGGACUCCAGAGAACCUUCAUGUCUUCCUCAUUUCUGCUCCUGGCAGUUUUGCAGAGACUGGAGCCACCAAAAACCUGUUAGACUCCAUGGCUCGAAAUGUUUGUCUAGAUGCAUUGCAGCUGCCCAAAUCCUGGCUUAAUGGCUUCAGCCUCCUACAGCAUGUGAAGUUCAACAACCCUUUCUACUUCAGUUUCAGCCGCUGUACCCUCUCUGGUAGUUAUCUGGUCCAGAAAGUAAUUAAUGGUGGGAAGGACCUCAAAAGCUUGACCAGUCUGAAUCUCAGCGGCUGCAUUCACUGUCUGGCUCCGGACUCCUUUUUCCGCAAAGCAGAAGACGAUAUUGACAGCAGCAUCCUGGAAAGUCUGGUGGUGUCUUGCUGCAAUCUGAGACACCUGAACCUUUCUGCUGCUCACCAUCACAGCUCAGAGAACCUGGGCAAGCAUUUGUGCCAGCUCCUGGCACGACUGAAACACCUGCUGUCUUUGGCACUGCCAGUGUGCUCCAUCACAGGUGGGGCUGCGAAUGCAGACAAACCCCCCAUGCAGUCGGUGACUAAUAUGCUGCCCCAAGGGUUUGGGAAGAAAGCCCGAGUUGGGGUGCAGACUUACCCCAGGAAUGUGGAGCAGGGCCAUGCAAAGCCGCAGAGCUCGGUGUUUUGGACUCUGCUGGAGAGCCUGCUGCUUUUGGAAAGCUUGGAACUGGUUGGGUCCAACUUCUCCUCUGCCAUGCCCCGUAAUGAGCCGGCCAUUCGGAACUCGCUCCCUGCCUGCAGCCGGGCUCAGCAUGUGGGGGAUACAGAGGUAGCUGCCAUUAGCCAGUUGACCUAUUUGCGAAACCUCACCUUAGCACAGCUGCCCAACAUCCUCACGGGGUCUGGGCUCAUUAGGAUUGGAGCACAGUGCCAGCAUCUGCGGACGCUCUCCUUGGCCAACUUGGGCAUGAUGGGGAAGGUGGUCUAUCUGCCUGCCUUCAUGGACAUGCUGAAGUACUGCAAGCACUUAAGGGAUCUCAGGCUAGAGCAGCCAUACUUCAGUGCUAAUGCCCAGUUCUUCCAGGCAUUGAGUCAUUGUUCUUCUCUCCAGCGGCUGUGUAUCAUCUCCCGGAACGGGACUCUGCAGUCUGACGCAGUGAUGUCAUUCAUGGCCAGCUGCCUUGAGGUCAUCAUGUGCCACAUGUUUACGGGGGAAUCACUUACGGCUUGCAAAAAUCUUCAGCAGUCGAUUGUGCGGAGUUUCCAGGCCGAGCGCCCGGCAUUAAAUGUCGUCAUUUUCCCUCUGCUCCAUGAGGACUUGACCGAAGUCAUCAGAGAUGUCCCCAUGAUGCACUUGGACGAAAUUACCUUGUUUAAAAGCAGAGUGGCUGAAGAGCCUCCGAACCUGUGGUGGUGACCCUGCCAUCACGUGCGGGAUGGUGGGAGCGAACCUGUGAAAACAGCUUCUUGUUGGCCUGCAUUGUCUCUUCCCGACCUCGAGGCCACCUGCCUGGAUGCUGGACAGUCACUUUAACUCAGUUCAAUUGCAAAGCAAAAAAGAGCUCGAACUCUGUAUUGGGUAGUGCUUACACCUGAAAAUCCAGCCUCGAGGUCUCUGGAACCAUGUGGGUGUAUUUCCCUGCGGUUAAUAAUGAAUUCCUCUGUUACUUUGUGUUAGUUUAAGGUAAGCCACGCUAAUGUAACGAACUCCCUGCUCCUUUCCUUCCACCUCUCGUUGCCCGGUUCAUUUGUUUGUGUACUUUGGCAGUAUGCUCUGUUGUUUUCCUGGUGCCUGUCCUUUGCUUGACUCUGGUAUUGGCAAGGAGGAGGACUGAUUCCAGGGGAGCAUUCGUGUCCCUCUAGUUAAAGUGGACCCCAAGCUGUAUUGUUGAGGUGAAAUGCAGCAUCUCUCUUGCGCUGUGAAUGCAUACAUGGCUCUGUGUGCAGUGAAGUGUAUUUAGGCGUAUUUUCUGUUGAGAAAAUCUGUUUUUAAUAACCAAUUAUGACCGUUCACAUUU
Messenger RNA from Gavialis gangeticus (Gharial), 2823 nucleotides. It is a transcript of the gene FBXL18, whose product is annotated as F-box and leucine rich repeat protein 18. Gene Ontology annotation, cellular component: SCF ubiquitin ligase complex. Bases 84 to 2222 code for a protein of 712 amino acids. The record is from RefSeq and is a predicted model, not a curated record. The transcript is spliced from 5 exons. NCBI's taxonomy places the organism in Eukaryota, Metazoa, Chordata, Crocodylia, Gavialidae. Gene Ontology annotation, molecular function: protein binding. Gene Ontology annotation, biological process: SCF-dependent proteasomal ubiquitin-dependent protein catabolic process.